Molecule: messenger RNA, 960 nt
Organism: Paramecium sonneborni
Lineage: Eukaryota; Ciliophora; Oligohymenophorea; Peniculida; Parameciidae
Source: the annotation of a GenBank genome assembly
AUGUAAUAUCAAUUUUCGGUAGAGUUAGCAGUUAAUAAAGAUUGUAGAAAAACAUAAAGUGCAAAUAAAUGCACAGGUAGAGAAUCACAGAACAAUUUAUACUAAAACUUUACUCAUAAAAAUUCAAGUUAACCUAAAGUGGUGAAUAUCUUUAGAAGUUUUUGCUUGAUAAUAUAUCAUAGAUCAUCCAACUAAAUCUAAUCAUUAUUUGUAAACUUCAAUAGAUGUUCAUGAAAUAAAUAAAUCCAAAAAACAUAUCACUUUUCAUUAAAGAAUUAAAACAGAAAUUGAUAAACCAAGUGACUUUAAUAAACGAUUUAAUCCUAAUGAGAUUCAAGUUUUUUUAAGUAUAAUUUGAGUUUUAUAGGACAGAUAAGGUUGAGAUCGAGAAGAACAAAUUAAAUGUGUUAAAUAAGAUUGCAACUAAUUAAGGCAAUUAAUUGAAAGCAGUUAAAGUAAAUUAAGGAAGGUUUCUUCUCUAUAAUAUAUAUAGUUUAUAGAGAAAUCUAUAAUUUCAAUCAUUCCAAAUAAUCUAGUUAGCCAGAACUUUAAGAUUAAAUUCUGAGAAAGACUAACAAUUAUUUAAGUAAAAAAUAUUUUUAGUUUGAGGAAACAAUAAAAAUGGAUAAUCAACUCCAAAUAAUUUUGAUGAGAACCCUUAAUUUAACUACUUUAAACAUAAAAUUGAGUUUCGAAAUAGAAGAAAUAAUUAUACAAGAUCAGAUGAUGUAACCCCAUUAAGAAGAUCUGUAUUCUAAUAAAUUUAAGAAUAUAGUGAUACUAAAUUGGAGUAUAUUAUAAUAGAUUUAUUGUAGUUAAAUAAACUUAACAAAAGAAGAAGACAUAAUGUAAUUUUCAUUUGGAUUACAAUAUAAUAAAUUGAGAGUAUUAAGAAGAUUCCCUAAGGAUAUAUUUUAUGGGGAUGUUCGUAAAGCUAAAAAAAAUCUAUAAAUGCAAUGA